This is a messenger RNA of Colias croceus (clouded yellow), 2485 nucleotides long. RefSeq names its product translocation protein SEC63 homolog (gene Sec63). Lineage: Eukaryota; Metazoa; Arthropoda; Insecta; Lepidoptera; Pieridae. The transcript has 12 exons. Gene Ontology annotation, molecular function: transmembrane protein transporter activity; RNA binding. Bases 91 to 2382 code for a protein of 763 amino acids. Gene Ontology annotation, cellular component: Sec62/Sec63 complex. The record is from RefSeq and is a predicted model, not a curated record. Gene Ontology annotation, biological process: post-translational protein targeting to endoplasmic reticulum membrane; SRP-dependent cotranslational protein targeting to membrane.
UUGUUAAAUUGUCACAAGUUCAUGUUGUGUGGUGUCAGCUGAAUCCAAUGUAUGUAUGAAAGAAAAUAAUGUAAAUGUACAUUAUUAAUAAUGGGAGGACAAAAAUUUGAAUAUGAUGAAAGCGGCUCGACAUUCUUCUAUUUUGUUUUAUCGUUUCUUGCAUUAAUAUUGAUUCCAGCGACAUUUUACUACUGGCCAAGAAAGCGAAAAGAAGAUCCAGUCAAAUUAGCAGAACAAUGUCAAUGUCCGGGUUGUUUAAAGAAAAGAAUAAUUAUAGAACAAUCACAACCUUAUAAAAAUGUUAAAAAUUUCUUUGUAAUGUUAGCCAUAGUGUCCGGAUGGGUGCUAUUAGGAUUUUUAGCAGUUAAAGUAUCACAGUUUGAUUAUGAAAUGUCCAAUUUUGAUCCAUAUGACAUCUUGGGUUUACCACCUGGUGCAACUCAAGCAGAAAUUAAGAAGUCAUAUCGUAAGCAGUCACUUAUCCUGCAUCCUGAUAAGGAGACUGGUGAUGAGAAAGCUUUUAUGAGACUAACAAAGGCUUAUCAAGCUCUAACAGAUGAUGAGGCUAGGAGAAACUGGGAGAAGUAUGGUAAUCCAGAUGGGCCGGGGGCAAUGAGUUUUGGUAUUGCUUUGCCGAGUUGGAUUGUGGAGAAGGAGAACAGUGUGUGGGUGCUGGGGCUUUACGCUCUUGUGUUCAUGGUGGCCUUACCAACAGCUGUUGGUACUUGGUGGUAUCGGUCUAUUAGAUAUUCAGGAGAGCAAGUUUUACUUGAUACAACUCAAAUGUAUUUUUAUUUCUGUCAUAAAACACCAUCUAUGCCGCUCAAAAGGGCUCUUAUGAUUCUUGCUGCUUCUUGUGAGUUUGACCGUAGACAUAAUUCUGAAAUUAUUGAGAGGAGUACAGAUAAUGAAGAAGUGCCUGCUCUGCUACGAGACCUGCCAAAUUUAGGAGAAAAAAAUAAAGAACAACCGUUGUGCCGGCCCUACAGUGUGAAAGCUCGUGCGUUACUACAUGCGCAUUUGUCACGAAUGAAGCUUCCUGAGGAGACGCUGGAAGCUGACCGACGGUAUAUUGUGUCUAGAUGUCCCGAUCUCAUUGUGGAGAUGGUCAAUUGUGUUAAUCAACUUAUUGCAUUAGCAUACGCUAGAAGAAUCCCUCGCCUACCAACAAUUGAAACAAUCGAAAAUUGUAUGAAAAUGUCCCCAACAAUAGUGCAGGGUCUUUGGGAGUACAAAUCACCUCUAUUACAAUUACCGUACAUCACCGAAGAUCACUUAAAGUAUUUCACAAACAGAAAGAAGCAUAUAAAGUCUCUGUUACAACUCGCACAAUUGCCAGGUGAAGAGAGAAGACAGGUGCUACGGUUUUUAAAUGAUAAACAAUAUGAUGAUGUCAUGAAAGUCUUAGGAAAUAUGCCUUAUAUUCAUUUCCAAGUAAACACUGAAGUAAUUGAUGAUGAAAAUUCAACGGUUGUAACAGCAGGAGCUAUUGUAACAGUAACUGUACUCCUACAAAGAACUAAUAUGAAAGAACUUUUCGGAGAUACUACUAUAAAAGAGAAGAAUAAUAUAAAGGACGAGGAAGACGGCGCGGGCGCGGGUGAAAACGGCGAGAAUGACAAGAACGAUAAGAACGAUAAGACCGAAAAGAAUGAAAAGAACGACAAGAAGGACGCGGCCCCCAAACGGCCGGUGUGGAUGAAACAAGGCAAGAAGCCGGUUAAAAAAACAAAAAAACCGGUUGCUAAGCAACAGGUGAAAGCGGCGCCUGCCGCCCCUGUGCCGCCCUCCCCACCGCCAGCCGAUGUAAAGAAGAAGGAACCAAAGAAAAAGGAUGAGGAUGGCGAAGAAUCCGAAGCGGGCAGCUCCGACGAGUCGGGCACGCACAGCGACGCGUCGGACAACGAGUCGCGCGACAAGUCGUCCGCGGUGGACGACGACGACGACCAGUGGGAGAAGUUCCAGAAGCGCCUGCAGAAGCGCGAGCGGCUCGAGGGCAGGUCCAAGAGCUCGCACCCCGUGCACUGCCCGUACUUCCCGUUGGAGAAGCAAGAGUUCUGGUGGUGCUACAUCUGCGACCGCAAGUCGCACACGCUGCUCACCGCGCCGGCGCACGUGACUGCGCUCGUCGACUCGCACGAGCUGCAGCUGCGCUUCACGGCGCCGCGCUGGCCCGGCCUCUACACGCUCGCGUGCUGCCUCCGUUCUGAUUCAUACAUCGGUAUGGACCAGCAGCAGGACAUGAAGCUGGACGUGAAGGAGGCGGCCGCAGUGCCCGCUGAGCACCCGCAGUGGGACCUUAGCGACUCCGACACGGAUAACAACGACCAGGGAGGCAACGAGAGUGAAUUCACAACAGAUGACGAGGUCGAGGAAGAGUAAAUUAAAUAUUAAGUUAUUUUUAUAGAGUUUUUAAUGAGGUGUACACGGCAUUUAUUGUUGUAUGGUUUGAGAGCGAAUGAAUAUAGUAUCUUUUAUAUUCAAA